GUAACUGAUUUAGCCGGGACGAUUUGAGGAGGGGGUUUGGGAGGGGGGGGGUAGUGUAACCAACAGGCCUUCUGACCCACCCUCCAUACCAGUUGGUGGCGGUAAUGUGCUAAUUCGUUGUUCGCCAACCGCCAAUAAAGACGAGGAAGAAGAAGAAGAAGAAGCACUGGGUAUUAGCAUAAUCGAGCUCGCGGCUAGCAGCGCGUGUGUGAUUGGACCCGGUGAAGAUGCCCAGACACGGCCGGCACGGCGGAGAGAGCAAGGUUUAUGUGGGAAACCUCGGGACGGGUGCAGGGAAGGGAGAGCUGGAGCGGGCCUUCGGAUACUAUGGCCCCCUCAGGACUGUGUGGAUAGCCCGGAACCCGGCAGGCUUCGCCUUCGUGGAGUUUGAAGACCCAAGAGACGCUGAAGACGCAGUCCGUGGAUUAGAUGGCAAGGUGAUCUGUGGAAGUCGAGUGAGAGUGGAGCUCUCCACCGGGAUGCUACGCCGUUCGCGGUAUGACAGACCCUCCACACGCCGACCGUUUGACCCCAACGAUAAGUGCUAUGAGUGUGGUGAGAGGGGUCACUAUGCCUAUGACUGUCACCGCUACAGUCGACACAGGAGAAGCAGAUCCAGGUCCAGGUCUCACUCCAGGUCCCGUGGGAGGAGGUACUCCCGCUCUCGGAGUUGCAGCAGGAGCCGGGGACGGAGGUCCAGGUCCUUCUCCCCACGGCGCUCUCGCUCCACUUCUCCCAGAAGAUCUCGUUCUGACACUCCCAAGAGGUCAAGGUCCCGUUCCCAUUCCCGUUCCCGUUCUCGCACUCGGUCCCACUCUCGUUUGAGGAACAGGUCAAACUCUGGCUCUUCAGCCCGGAGGGCUGUGAUGAUUCUCCAGGGCUUGCUGUGUUUGAACCUGUUGGUCCAUGUGGCUCUACCUCAGCAGGGAGGAGAACCAGUCUCCUACUCAUGUACAGACGGCUAUGAGUACAGCAUGGAACAGCAGGAAUGCAAAGAUAUAAAUGAGUGUCUGACCGUCCGGGAUGCCUGUAAAGGCGGAAUGCGCUGCAUCAACCACUUUGGUGGCUACUUCUGUCUGCCGCAGAACGCUCAGAUCAUCGUCAAUAACGGAGAGGCGGAGCCAGCGGCGACCCCCGUGGGGGAGGAGACACCGCCGGCUCCGCCUCCUGGACUCCCGGCGUCACUUCCGGACCGCAGCACCGGCCUGCUUCCUGUCCGCUGUGCUGCUGGCUUUGUGGCCGAUGAGCUCAACUACUGCAGAGACGUGAAUGAGUGUGAGAGCAGUAACCCGUGCCAGCAGCACUGCUACAACGUAAUGGGAUCCUUCAUCUGUCAGUGUGAUGCCGGGUACCAGCUGGCUUCAGAUCAGCUCUCCUGUCAAGACAUCAACGAGUGUUCGUUCCCCAGCUACAUGUGUCAGUGGCAGUGUGUCAACCAGCUGGGAGGCUACACGUGUGUCUGUCCAGAGGGAUACCAGCUGCAGGGAACACGCAUGUGCAAAGACAUCAACGAGUGUGAGACGGGACACAACUGCCGCGAGGACGAGGUGUGCUGGAACUACUUUGGGGGGUUCCGCUGCUAUCCCAGAAACCCCUGCCACGAACCCUACAUCCAGAGCGGAGAGGGACGUUGCAGCUGUCAGGCAGUGAGCGCGUGCAGAGGCCUGCCGCCCUCCAUCGUGUAUAAGUACAUGAGCAUCACCUCUGAACGCUCAGUCCCCGCUGACAUCUUCCAGAUCCAGGCCACCAGCAUCUACCCCACCAUGCACAACACCUUCCGGAUCAAAGCUGGGAACGAGGGAGGCCAGUUCUUCCUCAGGCGGUCCAGUAACGUCAGUGCCAUGCUGGUGAUGACGCGGGCCCUGAGUGGACCCAGAGAACACGUGGUGGAUCUGGAGAUGGUCACCCAGAACCAGGCGCUCAGCUACCGCUCCAGCGCCCUGCUGCGGCUCACCAUCAUCGUGGGCCCGUAUGCCUUCUGAACGGACCCCGGCACCCUCACGAAGUCUUCCCGGCCACGUCCCGUCCAUAGUAAACUAGUUCUUCUGAGGGCUUCUGUUCCAAAGUACAAUACUGACUAUUUGAAAACAACGACCGCUGCUCUGAAAAAGGAAGGGUGAAAAUGAAGGCAGGUGAAAAGCACUUGGAGCAGGACAGCCGCCACCUUACUUCUUGGUUGACCUUUUGUUCUGCAGACGUUUUACACAUACACAUAUGAAUAAUGAAUCCCACCCAAUGUCUUGCUUCUGAGUGGAUGAGUUGCCUUAUAUAUGUAUGUGUGUGUAUGUGUAAAUAUAUAUAUAUACACAUACACACAUACAUAUAUAUACACACACACAUAUAUAUGUAUGUAUAUAUAUGUAUGUGUGUAUAUAUAUAUAAUCCAGUGAUUCAAGUAAAUUCUUUGAGACAUGAUUUUUAUGCAGAUGAUUACUUAUCACAGGCUUAUUACAGGCUUAUUACAGGCUUAUUACAGGCUUCUUACAGGCUUGCACUGGCUCAUAAAGAAUUUACUUGACUCACUUGAUUAUUUUGCUCCUUAUUUGUUGAGCGCGUUCCCUACCGUUGAGUGUUUCUUAUUAUAUGUAUAUAUUUAUACAUAUAUAUGUAUAAGUAUAUGUAUAAGUAUAUUUACAUAUAUAUAUUUACAUAUAUAUAUUUACAUAUAUAUAUAUAUAUAUAUAUAUAAUUCAUCAAUAUAGAUAUAUAUAGCGUUUUUUUUCUAGAAACCGUCAGUGGUGUUGAUAAAAGUGCUGAACAGAUGAGGAGCGGAAUAUUAAGAAACUGAAAUAUUAAUAUUAAAUAAUAUUAAUCUUUAUAUAUAUAUUUAUAUACAUGUAUAUAUGUAUAAAUAUACAUAACUUUAUACAUAUAAAUGUAAGUAUAUAUGUAUAUACAUGUAUGUAUGUAUGUAUGUAUGUAUGUAUGUAUGUAUGUAUGUAUGUAUGUAUAAAUAUAAAUAUCAUGGCGUGGUGCAUUACGCAGGACAGCUGAUUGCCAGCGGCCUUGUUGUUGUUGUAUGUGUUUUGUGUGUCAGAAUGGUGCGAUGACGCCGGCACUUACCUGAGUUUAGCGAGAUAAAAGAUCAACCAAA
Molecule: messenger RNA, 3094 nt
Organism: Lampris incognitus (smalleye Pacific opah)
Lineage: Eukaryota; Metazoa; Chordata; Actinopteri; Lampriformes; Lampridae
Product: EGF-containing fibulin-like extracellular matrix protein 2
Exons: 15
Coding region: 228-1982 (584 amino acids)
Molecular function (GO): RNA binding; zinc ion binding; calcium ion binding
Source: RefSeq, a predicted model, not a curated record